GCGCGCCCUCGCGCUGCUGGGCCCCGCCGUUAACCUCCGUGCGGCGGCUCCUCGGGCCCCCCUCCAGGUCUAGACCUGUUUGGCUGAGCUGGAAUAAGAAGAAGAGCCCUGUGUGAGCUAGGAGCUGCCCUGGGAAGAGGACGGACAGGGGAUUGGAAGCUUCACCUGAUUCAGGAUUACCUUAUAACUGUGUUUUAGACCCAAUGGCUAAAAGGAAAGAAGAACAUUUUCUGCCCACUGGGACCCAGAAAAAACAGAGGAAUGAGCAGGAGAGGAAAUCUGCAGAGGACAGCAAGGAAGAGGAGGAGCUUUCCCUGUCUUUGUCCCCUGGGAAUUCGGCUGCUCAGACAAUGUCAGCCGAAGUCGGGAUCAUCGAGAGCAUCCAGCUGAAGAAUUUCAUGUGCCAUGCGAUGCUCGGGCCUUUUAAGUUCGGAUCCAACGUCAACUUUGUGGUGGGAAACAACGGAAGCGGUAAGAGCGCAGUCCUGACGGCUCUCAUCGUUGGUCUUGGAGGAAAAGCAACAGCCACCAAUAGAGGCUCCUCUUUGAAAGGCUUUGUGAAAGAUGGCCAGAGUUCUGCGGACGUCUCGAUAACGCUGAGGAACCGAGGGGAUGACGCUUUCAAGCCAGACGUGUACGGGGACACGAUAACCGUGCACCAGCACAUCAGUGUGGAAGGCAGCCGCAGCUACAAGCUGAAAGGCCAGAUGGGAAACCUGGUUUCUGCCAAGAAAGAAGAGCUCACGGCGAUUCUCGAUCAUUUUAACAUCCAGGUGGAUAAUCCUGUCUCUGUUUUAACCCAAGAGAUGAGCAAGCAGUUCUUGCAGUCCAAAAAUGAAGGUGACAAAUACAAGUUCUUUAUGAAAGCGACCCAGCUGGAGCAGAUGAAAGAGGAUUACUCCUAUAUCAUGGACACCAAAGCCAGAACCUGGGACCAGAUAGAGCAAGGGGAAGAGCGGCUCCACGAGCUCCGGCGUCAGUGCCUAGAGAAAGAAGAGCGCUUUCAGAGCAUCGCCGACCUGAGCGUAUUGAGGAAGAAGCUGGAGGAUCUGAAACACGAGAUGGCUUGGGCCCUGGUGGGCGAGUACGAAAAGGAAAUCGAAGAAAUGAGGAGCAGUGUGAGUGUUGAAGAGCAGCAUAUUCUGCGAUUGACCCAGAAGCUGGAGUACUGGCAGGCCAAAGUCAACGUAGCUGAGGAGAAGUUUAAGGCGAUUCAGGAUAACUUGGAAAAGAUCAGUGACGAGGCCAUCGCCCUGGAGCCUAAGUGCAUUGAAGCCAAGGAAGAUCUGAUCAGGAAGAAGAAGGCUUACAAUGAUGCCGAGGUAUUACAUAAUCGCUGCCGUAAUGAAUUUAGAGGCCUGGAGAGGGACGGGGAGCAGCUGAGGAGCCGGAUUGAGGAGCUGAAGAGGAGCGCUGAUCAGAGCUUGGAGCCAGCAAGGCAGGAAAGACAGAGAAAGAUCACCGCAUUGAAUGAAAUGAUCAAGAGCUAUCAGGAUCAGGAAGAUUUACUGGGACGGGAGAUGGAGUGUUUCCAGCAAGCCAUAGAGAAAGACAAAGAGGAACGUUACAGAGUCAUGCGAGAAGAGGCGGACGUGAAGCAGAUGCUGAGCACCAAGCAGAAGCACCUGCACCACCUGAAGGAGACCAGGACCAAUCGGCUGAAGCAGUUCGGCUCCCAGGUGCCGGCCCUUCUGCAAGCCAUCGACGAGGCCCACAGGAAGGGGCAGUUCACCCGCAAGCCCGUGGGCCCGCUAGGCGCCUGCAUCCGCCUGCGGGACCCCGAGCUCGCCUUGGCCAUCGAGUGCUGUUUAAAGGGCCUCAUUUUUGCCUUUUGUUGUCACAACUAUAAAGACGAGCGCGUCCUCCAGGGGCUCAUGAAGAAUCUCUAUCCUCCGGCGUCUUCCCGCCCUCAGAUCAUCGUCUCUGAGUUUCGCAAUGAGGUGUACGACGUCACGCGCAGAGCGGCUUAUCACCCGGAGUUUCCCACAGUGCUCACGGCUUUAGAAAUAGACAAUGCAGUCGUGGCCAAUAGCUUGAUUGACAUGAGGAGAAUAGAGACCGUGCUGCUAAUUAAAAGCAGCCCAGUGGCACGUGCUGUGAUGCAGUCUCAGAAACCCCCCAAGAACUGCAACGAAGCUUUCACCGCAGAAGGUGACCAAGUGUUUGAACGGCGCUAUUACUCAUCGGAAAGAACGAGGCCUCGCUAUCUGACUGGGGAUGUCGAGAAAGAAAUAAGCCAUUUGGAGAAAGAGGUGGAGAACAGAAUGGCGCAGCUGGCUGCGUUCCAGCAGCAUUUGCGCUCCCUGGAGAGUGACCUCCAGAGGAAUCAGGAACUGGUCACCAGCCAUCACCGGGAUCUGAAAGAGCUCAGGAUUAAAGUAAGAAAAAUCAUUGUAGAAAUAAAAGAUCUUGAGAACGAAGAAGAAAACCAGUCUGUGGACAUCUCGACCUUGGAGGAGGAAGAUGAGGAGAUUAGAAAGCGAAUGAAGGAAGUGGAGGAGGAGAUGAAGGUUCGAAAGGAAGAAAUGGAGAAUUUAAGAGAGCAGAAAACGGAUGCCGAGCAGACGUACGAAGACUUCAAAUUGAAAAUCCAUCAGGUUUCUGAAUCAGCGGAGCCCGUGAAGGAAGAGCUGGAUCAGGCCUAUGCAGAGGUGGACACCCAGAGACGGUCGCUGCACCAUUAUGAGGAGAGGCUCAAGCAGCACAUGGACGCUCUGCAGGCGAAGAAACAGGAGCUGGCCCAGACGGAGAGGGAGCUUGAGGAGAAAACUGCUCUGGCCAAAAAGAUCUGCCCCGAGCGAAUGGAAGUGAAGAAAACUGCCUCCGUUCUUGACAGAGAAAUUACCCGGCUGAGGCACAAGAUCCAGACGGAAAGCGACAGUCAUGGGGACAGGGAGGAAAUCAUCAGGCAGUACAAGGAGGCCAAAGAGACCUACCAGGACCUCGACGGCAAAGUCAAGAGCUUGAAAAAGUUCAUUAAGUUACUGAAUGAAAUCAUGACCCAGAGAUACAAGACCUACCAGCAGUUCCGAAGGUGUCUUACCUUGCGGUGCAAACUGUAUUUUGACAACCUGCUCUCCCAGCGGGCCUACUCUGGCAAGAUGCUCUUUGACCACAAGAAUGAGACCCUGGCCAUCACAGUCCAGCCUGGAGAGGGGAGCCAAGCUGCUUUCAGCGACAUGCGAUCGUUGUCUGGAGGGGAGCGCUCGUUUUCCACCGUUUGCUUCAUCCUUUCCUUGUGGUCCAUCGCAGAGUCUCCCUUCCGCUGCCUGGACGAGUUCGACGUCUACAUGGACAUGGUCAACAGAAGAAUCGCCAUGGACAUGAUCCUCAAGAUGGCCGUUUCCCAAUGCUACCGCCAGUUCAUCCUGCUCACCCCACAGAACAUGAGCUCUCUUCCCUCAAGUAGACUGAUUAGAAUACUCCGAAUGCGAGACCCAGAGAGAGGCCAGAAAGGUCAGAGAGCCCUGCCUUUCCGGCCGGCCAACAGAAACCAGGAGGAAGAAUGAAUCUGAUGUCUCGCCAGCGUGAUCAUUGUUGUCUUCUCAAAGUGUCUGCGGUGUCGCGUGUGAAGCUGUACUACCUUAAAGAAGAAUAUUUGAGAAUUUAAAAUGGUUCAGAAAUUAGAGAAGCCUCAUUGUUCCCCCCGUAGUAGAAUGUGUGUCUCAGCCUUGAUAUGUAUAUAAAGAGAACCAGAAUUCCAUUUCCUCCAGUGUGUGGCUUUGAGAAAAUGCAGUGUUCUAGACCAUCCCCCUCUCUCUUAGGAACGUCGUGUAGACGUGCCUGCAUGUAUGUUUGCUUUGGAUUUAUGUUCACUUUGAUUUUGCAUAUUUCCAAUAAAUGUUUCAGAGUA
Molecule: messenger RNA, 3853 nt
Organism: Vombatus ursinus (common wombat)
Lineage: Eukaryota; Metazoa; Chordata; Mammalia; Diprotodontia; Vombatidae
Gene: SMC6
Product: structural maintenance of chromosomes 6
Exons: 28
Coding region: 204-3509 (1101 amino acids)
Biological process (GO): double-strand break repair via homologous recombination
Cellular component (GO): Smc5-Smc6 complex; nucleus; site of double-strand break
Molecular function (GO): damaged DNA binding; single-stranded DNA binding
Source: RefSeq, a predicted model, not a curated record